AUGUUGGAAUAUCUGACAUACAAGAAGAUCAAGAAGAACAAGGCUGAGAAAGAGGCGGCUGCGGAGAAAAGCGCAAAAAAUACGGAUGCUGGAUCUUCUUCAGUUGAUCAAACGCACGGGCGCGUACCAGACUUUAACAAUCACAGGCGGCGUAGCACCGAGCACAGCCCCAGCUCCAACACUCCUCCACUGAGCCCAGUUCUCGACCGCGAUGAUGAAGCCUGGCUUCAGAGUAUUCUGGACGACGACAGUCCAGCUCCGCCGCUGCCUCCCAGAGUCAACACCCCUCAGAUCGAGCUCUCCUCUGCAUCCGAGAGCGAGAUAGAGGCCAUCAAGUCUCUGCAGGAGUCCAAGAGCAAAAAGGACAAGAAGAAGGAAAAAAAAGAUAAAGAGAAGCAGGAAAAACAACCGAAUCGUCUUACAGCCUUGUUUACAAGACACAAGAAACCACAGGAUGGUCUCAAGCCUGAAGACAAUGUUGCUCCUGUAGAAGCUGAGCGCGAGGAGGAGGAUCUCGGCAACGUUCUCGACCGCUUGAACCUCCAGGCUAAGAACAACAAGAUUGUCUCACUCUCCAACGAGUCCUCUGAGCUUUUGUCUCGUUUUACGCAAGUCUUCAAGGAUCUUGCCAAUGGCGUUCCAACAGCCUAUGGUGACCUUUCUAGCCUCGUCGAGGACCGCGAUGGUGCCAUUAACCGCGGGUUCGAAAAGCUACCGUCAUCUUUGAAGAAGCUCGUUACCCAGCUCCCAGACAAGCUCACAUCGUCCUUGGCGCCUGAGCUAUUGGCAGCGGCAGCCGAAAGCCAAGGUCUUAAGGCCAACACCGACAAAGGCAUCAAAGAUGCUGCCAUCGAUCUCCUUAAGCCAUCGAACUUGACAGAUCUGGUGACAAAGCCGGGAGCUGUAGUUAGCAUGCUCAAGGCUAUUGUUAACGCGCUGAAGGUGCGCUGGCCCGCUUUUAUUGGCACAAAUGUCAUAUGGAGUGUUUCUCUAUUCUUGUUAAUGUUUGUGCUGUGGUAUUGCCACAAGCGAGGCCGCGAAGUGCGCCUUGAGCGUGAGCAGUCUGCCAACGAGACACCUAUCGACGGCAGUGAUCGAAUUGAGGAGCUUCCAGACGACCCUCUUCUUCCUGGACCAGAGGCUGCUACUGCAAGUCGCAGGGCUGAUAGGGCGGCACUGGGCGAGCCUGUAUCCCCCAUGUCUGAACGAUCACCAGUGUUGGUUAUAAACGAACCAGUCUCGCCAGAAGAGCCAGUUCGUCGCUAA
Messenger RNA from Fusarium sp. VM40, 1266 nucleotides. The record is from the annotation of a GenBank genome assembly. Lineage: Eukaryota; Fungi; Ascomycota; Sordariomycetes; Hypocreales; Nectriaceae.